Messenger RNA from Blastomyces gilchristii SLH14081, 315 nucleotides. RefSeq lists its product as uncharacterized. The annotation marks the transcript as partial. The record is from RefSeq and is a predicted model, not a curated record. Lineage: Eukaryota; Fungi; Ascomycota; Eurotiomycetes; Onygenales; Ajellomycetaceae. The transcript has a single exon.
AAUCUUUAUAUGUUGACAGAUCUGCAUCUGCUGAUGAUAGUGAACUCAAUAUUGAAUCAUUGAUUGAGAACUUAGAGAACAUGAUAAUGAAGGAAUUAUCUGUGUUAUGUAUGACUGAGUCUCCUGCAUUCUUUCCUGCUCUCUCUAUUUCUUUCUCUGCUGCUUUCUUUCAAUCUUCUACACCUAUCUCUGUGUCUGGUUCUCCUGCUUCUGCUACCUCUAUUCCCACAACUUCUACUCUCACUACUUCUGCUCUCUCUGGUUCUGUCACCUCUGCUUUCAUUACCAGCUCUCCUCAUUUCAAGAAGAUGUUAU